CCAACAUAUGCAUGGAGGAAAGAAGGCCUCAAGAUACAUCAAGUAAACUUGCCAGUCCAGCUAAGAUGGUAAGCGCUUUUGAAAAGCCAUGUAUGUUUUGCUCAAAAAGUCACACUCUUGAGUCAUGCACUGAAAUCAAAGAGCAGCCACAUAGUAUACGUGUGGACUUUUUGAAGUCAAAAGGCUUAUGUUUUGGAUGCUUAACUCGAGGUCAUUUGAGUAAGAUGUGCAGAAAGAGAAUUGAAUGUAAAGAAUGCUCUCAAAGGCAUCCAGACAUUUUACAUAUGAAGGAGGAUCGCAAAGUGACAAAGCAGGUUGAGACACCAGACAAAGAGAUCUCAUGUGCCCAGAUCUCCCUAAGUCACCAAUCAUGCAACUACACAGAGUCUGGAGGAGAUAACUGUGUGCUGUCAAUAGUGCCAGUUAAAGUCAAGUCAAAUAAAAGUGACAGAUAUGUGGAAACAUAUGCUUUCCUCGAUGCUGGAAGUACAGCAACAUUUUGCACAGAGGAGCUGCGAAAUAAACUGAAACUGAAAGGAAAGCCAACUCAGAUUCUAUUGAGCACUAUGUGUCAAGACAAGCCAGGUGAACAGAAGUUAGUGAGCAGUUUUAUCCUCACCGACCUGGAAGUAUGUGGGCUAGACGACACCAAGUAUAUUGAACUACCUAAAGUCUUUACACACAGCAAUAUUCCUGUUCAAAAUGAGAACAUUCCUAAACAGGAAGACAUUCAAAAAUGGCCUUACUUAAGUGAAGUGAACAUACCCUGUAUUGAUGCAAAUGUGGGGCUUCUGAUUGGUGCAAACAAUCCAAAGGCAAUGGAACCAUGGCACAUUAUAAACAGCCAACAAGAUGGACCAUACGCUGUUAAAACUGCACUAGGUUGGGUAGUAAAUGGCACCAUUAAGAAAACAAACAAUGCAGAAAGGUCCAAACUGCCACAUCAUACAGUUAAUCGUCUCUCAGUAGUGGAAAUCGAAAAAUUGUUGAUUCAGCAAUAUAACUCAGACUUUCCAGAACGCCUGUAUGAGGAGAAAGAGGAGAAGUCACUGGAGGACAAAAGAUUCAUGCAGUUAAUGCAGGAAAAGACUAAAUUUGAGAAUGGACAUUACUGUGUGAAGCUACCCUUGAGAGAUGAAACAGUUGACAUGCCAAACAAUCGAUGUGUUGCUGAAAUACGUGCAGCUAACCUAAAAAGAAAGCUUCAAAAGAACUCAGAAUUGCUUGAUGACUACACUACGUUCAUGAAGAGCAUAGUAGAAAAAGGAUAUGCUGUCAGAGUUCCCACUGAACAUCUUAAUCGCAACGACAACAAGGUGUGGUACAUUCCACACCAUGGGGUGUAUCACCCGAAGAAAAACAAAAUUCGUGUGGUUUUUGAUUGUACUGCUUCCUUUCAAGGUAUGUCUCUGAACAGCCAAUUGCUUCAAGGUCCAAACCUCACAAACACACUUAUUGGUGUACUCACCAGAUUUAGAGAAGAACCGAUCGCUGUGAUGGCAGAUGUGUAGUCAAUGUUCUAUCAGGUGAAAGUUCCUGAGGAAGACACAGAUCUACUUCGCUUUCUUUGGUGGCCAGAUGGCAAUUUGAAUGCACCUAUAGAGGAAUACAGAAUGACAGUGCACUUAUUUGGUGCCACCUCAUCUCCUAGCUGUGCCUCUUAUGCACUGAGAAAGACAGCAGAGGACAGAAAACAUGUAGCAUCGCAAAAGGCUGUGGACACAGUUCUGAACAAUUUCUACGUGGAUGACUGUUUAAAAUCAGUGUCCAAUGAGCAAGAAGCAAUCAACCUUGUCAAGGAAAUUCAAGAUUUGUGUCUGGAAGGAGGUUUUCGAUUGACGAAGUGGGUGAGCAAUAAUAGGAAAGUAUUGUUGUCUAUCCCAGAAGAUCAAAGGGCCAGUGGAGUAAAAGACCUUGACUUGGAUCAGGACUCUUUGCCUAUAGAGAGAGCACUGGGUAUGCAGUGGUGCACAGAUGAUGACACCUUCACAUACCAUAUCAAAGUCCAAGAGAAGCCGUCGAGUAGAAGAGGUAUCCUCUCAGUGGUUAAUUCAAUCUAUGAUCCUCUUGGCUUUCUGGCUCCACUCAUACUACCAGUUAAGUUACUUUUAAGAGAUCUGUGCAAACAAGGAUAUGGCUGGGAUGAUGAGAUUGACGACAAGCGUGCUGAUCAGUGGGUUAAAUGGCUAGAAGAUUUAAGUCAGAUCUCAAAUGUCAAGUUCAAAAGGUGUCUAAAGCCAGAGAAGUUUGGCAUCACAGAAGAAGCUCAACUGCAUCAUUUCUCUGAUGCCAGUGAGAGUGCUUAUGGCACAGCAACUUAUCUGGUUCUUACAAAUGAACAAAAUCAGAAAUAUUGCUCAUUGUUGAUGGGGAAGUCAAGAGUAAGCCCACUUAAACAAAUCACAAUUCCUAGAUUGGAACUGACCGCCGCAACCAUAGCAGUCAAAAUGGACAAGAUACUAAAACAAGAACUACAAAUGCCACUGCAGCCAUCUAUUUUUUGGACAGACAGCACAACGGUGCUGAGUUACAUUGAAAAUGAGAGCGCCCGCUUCAAAACCUUUGUAGCCAACAGGAUUUCACUAAUACGGGAUGCCACCACUCCGUUACAGUGGAAGUUUGUCAGGUCAGCUCAGAAUCCAGCAGAUCAAGCUACUAGAGGUAUUAAGGCAAAGGACUUUCUACAAGCAGAAACAUGGACAAAGGGCCCAAACUUUUUGUUGAAAUCAGAAGAAGAAUGGCCACAAAGACCAGAUCAGAUUAAUCAAUAUCAACAAAAAGACCCUGAAAUUAAAAUUGAAACCAAAGUCAACAUUCUUAAUGUCAAUGAAAACGACAUCCUGUGCAGGUUAACUGACUACUACUCGAGCUGGUUUCGUCUGAAAAGGGCAGUGGCAUGGAUGCUAAGACUAAAAGAGACACUCCUACAGUUAUGUAGGGCAAGGAAACAGUUUCAGGCGUCUAUUGAAACAUCUGAGAAAGACCCAGAAAAACAAGCAUCCCUUCUACAAACUGAAAUGCAAAAAUUCAAAUCAAAAAUAAAGAAAAGGUCACUGAGUCUGGAAGAUUUAAAACAAGCAGAAAUUCUUCUUAUUCAGCACAGUCAGAAACAACAAUUCCUGGAAGAAAUUGAGGCUAUCAAACAAAAUGUGACUAUUAAGAGAAGAAGUCAGCUGUACAGGCUUGACCCUGUGCUCCAGGAUGGGAUCCUAAGAGUGGGUGGUAGACUUAACAAAGCAGCCAUGCCAAAUGAAUCCAAGCAUCCUGCAAUUCUGUCAAAAUACUCCAGAAUUUCAACACUCAUUUUAAGUGACAUUCAUCAAAGAUACGGACAUUGUGGUCGAAACUACACAUUGUCCAUUCUCAGACAAAAAUUCUGGAUUCCCCAAGCUAAUUCAGCCAUUCGAAAAUUAAUACAUAAAUGCUCAGUUUGUCGCCGGCUUAAUGGAAGAGUUGGAGAACAGAAAAUGGCAAGUUUGCCAGAGGACCGUCUGCUACCUGAUAAACCGCCCUUUACAAACGUGGGUGUUGAUUACUUCGGACCCUUUGAAGUGAAACGGGGCCGGAGUACUGUAAAAAGGUACGGAGUGUUGUUCACUUGCUUAACGAUUAGAGCAGUUCACAUUGAGGUGGCUGAUAGUUUGGACACUGACUCUUGCAUUAACGCUUUAAGGCGUUUUAUAAGUAGAAGAGGACAAGUCGCUGUCAUGCGCUCAGAUAACGGCACAAAUUUUGUUGGUGCAGAAAGAGAGUUGCGAGAAGCACUGAAAAAUCUGAACCAAAUCACAAUAGAACAAGCCAUGUUGCAGAAAAACAUUAAAUGGAUCUUCAACAGCCCAGCUGCCUCCCAUCAGGGAGGAGUUUGGGAGCGUCAGAUCCGUACAGUUAGAAGGAUACUUAAUGCUCUCCUAAAGGAACAAUCUAUCAGCGAUGACAGUCUUCAUACCAUCAUGUGUGAGGUGGAAAGCAUUAUAAACAACAGGCCAAUAACUACCACAUCCGAGGAUCCGAAUGACCUUGAGCCUCUGACACCUAACCAUUUACUACUGUUAAAAACUCAACCCAGCAUGCCACCAGGCAUCUUCAAAAAAGAAGACCAGUAUAUGAAAAGACGUUGGAGACAAGUCCAAUAUCUUGCUGAUUUGUUUUGGAGCAGAUGGACUCAUGAGUAUCUGCCCAUUCUUCAAGAACGCAGUAAAUGGACAAAACUUAAAAGGAACUUUGAGCCAGGCGAUGUAGUGCUAAUUGUGGACAGUUCUGCUCCCCGCAAUUCAUGGAUAAUGGGAAAAGUAGUUCAAACCUUGCCUGACUCCAGUGGAGCUGUACGCCGUGUGAAGCUACAAACCAAAACAAGCAUUCUAGAGAGACCUGUAAACAAAUUGUGCUUAAUUCAAGAAGCAAUUUAAGAAGAAUAGGUGAAACAAAGACAAUGUGAAAGGACUACAUUUACAGAAUGACUGAAUUUCUAUGCUUCUUGAUGAUGUUUAAAUUUGAAUGGCUCUUAGAAGUUAAAUAUGUAUAUGAUAAUUGUUUGAUCUCCUGUCCAUACAAUUAGGGGCCGGAUAUAUAAGAGCCAUAAGUUCAUUGUUUUAUUUAUGUUAAAUUGAUAAUAAUGUAAAAAGCAACUUGAAAAUAUUUUACUAAAAGUAAUUUAAUUUUUAAUAUAGAGUAUAUGCUGAUGUCACUUCCGGUAAGGAAGAAGUAGUGUCAUGAAGAUGGAAGCAAGACAGUUUUUUGACCGUGUAUUAUAGUUCAGUUAAGUUGUUAUUAAACAUGUUCGAAAUGA
This is a messenger RNA of Danio rerio (zebrafish), 4786 nucleotides long. The record is from RefSeq and is a predicted model, not a curated record. NCBI's taxonomy places the organism in Eukaryota, Metazoa, Chordata, Actinopteri, Cypriniformes, Danionidae.